AUGGCCGACGUGUGUCAAACGACUUUUAAACUCAACAAUGGAGCCAGUAUUCCUGCUGUUGGGCUCGGUACAUGGCAAGGUCAACCCGGCAGCGAGGAUGCCCUCCAAAUGCGCAACACCAUCAUCCACGCCCUCAAAUCGGGCUAUCGUCUCAUCGACACUGCCCAAGUUUACGGCGUCGAGGACAUUGUCGGCGAAGCCAUCCGGGCCAGCGGUGUCCCACGCGAGGAAAUAACCGUCGUGACAAAGCUCUUUGGAGCCUCGUUGCACGAUCCCGCAGCUGCACUCGCGCGUUCCAUUGCGGCUCUAAAACUGGAUUAUAUUGAUCUUUUUCUGAUGCACUGGCCACAAGCGUUUACAGAAGAUGGCUCACGACCUUUGCGGCCGGAGGAGUCGCCGACGUUUGUAGAGGUGUGGCAAGACAUGGAGAAGCUGGUUGGACCCCAGUGCCGUGCCAUCGGUGUAAGCAAUUUCACUCAACGCACACUCGAAAUUCUGUUGCGUGAAGCUACUAUAUCACCGGCCGUUAACCAAGUCGAAUUACACGCUUUCAACCCGGCUCUCAAGUUGGUGCCCUGGUGCCAUGAGCGCGGCGUGCGCGUGAUGAGCUGGAGUACACUGGGCAGUCGUAAAGCGCCAGAGAUCCUAGCACACUCUUUAUUCACUGAUCUGGCCCAAAAACACGGUGUUUCGCCUGCGGUCAUCUCGCUUUCGUGGGUUGUUCAGCGCGGCGUGGUUGUUAUCCCCAUGAGUUCUAACCAGGCUCGUAUUGAGGAAAAUAUCAAGCUUAUCACGCUGCCUGCGGAAGACAUGGAGAUUAUGGAUAAUGCGCACAAGACGAUUCGGAAAUGUCGUUUUUCGGAUGAAGUUCCUGGUCUGAUGUUUGAUAUCCCAGGAAAGGGCAAGGGUUUGUUGGGAUGGACUAGGGCAGAAUUCGGAUUCGAAGACGAAGAGGGGAAUUGGAUUAAUUGA
Talaromyces rugulosus is the source of this 972-nucleotide messenger RNA. RefSeq lists its product as uncharacterized. Lineage: Eukaryota; Fungi; Ascomycota; Eurotiomycetes; Eurotiales; Trichocomaceae. The record is from RefSeq and is a predicted model, not a curated record. The coding region runs from base 1 to 972 and encodes 323 amino acids. Gene Ontology annotation, molecular function: oxidoreductase activity. The transcript has 3 exons.